Molecule: messenger RNA, 909 nt
Organism: Cyphellophora attinorum
Lineage: Eukaryota; Fungi; Ascomycota; Eurotiomycetes; Chaetothyriales; Cyphellophoraceae
Exons: 1
Coding region: 1-909 (302 amino acids)
Biological process (GO): protein ubiquitination
Molecular function (GO): transferase activity
Source: RefSeq, a predicted model, not a curated record
AUGCUCGGAUACAAGAAUACCAGUCCAGCUGAAGUCCUCCAAAGAUACAAAGUCUUUGCGAUGUACACGAUGCUCACCAACACCACCAUGAAUACAUUCGAAACCCUCCAGGGAGCCAAGGUCUCUGCCAUGUACGCGACGCUCACCAGCGCCACCACCAAUGUAUUCGAAGCCCUCCUCGACCCGAAGUUUUCUGCUGCUCAGCUGAUGAAUUCUUUCGCGUACACCAUCGAAUGGGUCUGCCUUCUCGACAUGCUCUUCAUCAUCAGCAUCGGAGCUUUGUGGCUCAUAGUCCUCGGGCCUGGCACCUUCCGAGACCGCGUGCAAGUCGUCAUCGCAGCGUUGCGUCGACAAGCGAACGAACUCGGUACAUAUCAUCUCAUCAUUGGCUACCUCUUCGUAUGCGGAAUGCCCUUCAUGGCUAGAAUUUACAGGUCUAGAGGCUCGAUGAAGAACCCGUACCUGGAUCUGCUCUUGUCAAUGUGCUCUAUGUUGUGGUUCGGCCUCAUGCUUGCCCUCGGUCGACUUUUGCGUGCACCCAAGCGACCUAAGAACAACCUAUACGCGCCAAGCCACCACGCAUUUCCAGCAUUCGCCAUCCUCAGCAUCACAGGCUCGCCAGCAACCAACGAUCUAGUCAUGAAGGUAGCGCCAACAGUCCCUGACACCGAAAAAAGAACGCUGCUCAUUCAAAAUCUCGGUGAAGAUGAUACAAAGUGUACCGUCUGCCUGGACGAAUUCAUUGUCGGCGACAGAAUUGUGUGGCUUCCCUCCUGCCGGCACGUACUUCAUGAGGAAUGCUGCAAGAAGUGGUGGAAUAUACGAAUGAGCUGCACCAGAUGUGGCGUCCGCUACACCUGGGUGCUACGUCCGAAGGGUGAGAUGAUGCGGAGGCUCGCAUCAUCCUGA